AUGCUGUCGUAUCAGGAUAUGACUGAGAGCGAGCGCGAGUUGUAUGACAAAGUCAAGAAUGCGAGUGGAGAGCUCACUCUGAAAGCGAGUCAGCUUGGCAGUGCUGAAGCACAGGCGAUCGCUGAAGCUCUCAAGGUGAACACGACAUUGACUCAGCUCCAUUUGAUGGAUAAUCAGAUUGGUGACAUUGGAGCACAGGCGAUGGCUGAAGCACUCAAGGUGAACACGAAAGUGACUCAGCUCUAUUUGGGCACGAAUCAGAUUGGCCAUGGCGGAGCGCAGGCGAUCGCUGAAGCACUCAAGGUGAACACGACACUGAAUGAUCUUGACCUGGGAGAGAAUAUGAUUGGUGACAUUGGAGCGCAGGCGAUGGCUGAAGCUCUCAAGGUGAACACGACACUGGAUUAUCUUGACCUGAGUGUGAAUCAGAUUGGCGAUACUGGAGCGACGGCGAUUGUUGAAGCACUCAAAGCGAACACGACAGUGACUUUAAUCGACAAAGGGCAUUACGAGUGCUCACUGAUGGAGGAGAUGGACAGUUUGCAUGAGAAUCAGAUUGGCGAUGCUGGAGCGCAGGCGAUCGCUGAGGCAGUCAAAGUGAACAAUACGCUGACUAUGCUUUAUAUGGACCAGAACUUCUUAACCGAAGCUGGUAUUACUUCACUCCGGCAAACGGGCAAUGCCGAAUGUAAAGUUGAUUUCGACGAGUAUCCACUUGCCACCCAGCGUGUCCCAUCGCCUGCUGACUUUCAGAGUGCGGCCCGUGCCGCAGCGAAUGCAACAAUUGAGCAUCUGCAAUUGCGUUCCAAGCUCGCUGCCAAAGGCCAGGAGCUGACCGCCAAAGACCAGGAGCUUAGCGCCAAAGACCAGGAGCUGCAACAACUUCGCUCCGAUCUUGCUGCCAAAGAUCAGGCGCUCGCUGCUAAAGAUCAAGAGCUGCAACAACUUCGCUCCGAUCUCGCUGCCAAGGAUCUUGAACUGAAAUCAGCUCUUGAGCGGAUCGACGAACUUGAGCCAGCCAUUGACGGACCCAUCACGCAAGUGCCUCUCGCAACUCUUGCUACCGCGACAAACAAUUUUGCUGCUGAAUCCCUGCUCGGCGAAGGAGCAUUUGGUCGCGUGUACGGCGCCUUUAUGCCUGGCACUCAUGUUGCCAUCAAGAGGCUCUCUGCUGAAUCAAAGCAAGGCGCGGUCGAAUUCAAGUCGGAACUAGACUCUUUGUCCAAAUUCCGCCACGCAAACAUCAUUGCCAUUCUGUCGUAUGCUGAGGAAGGCGACGAGCGAUGCCUUGUGUACGAGUACAUGCCGAAUGGUUCUGUUCGCGAUCGUCUCAGUCGCAAGAACGACACCCCUCCGCUAGCCUGGUCCCAGCGUCAGCGCAUUGCAACCGAUGUCUCUCGUGGCAUGCACUAUGUCCAAACAGCCUUCCCUGACCAUGCACUGUUCCACCUCGACCUCAAGACGGACAAUGUGCUUUUGGACGCACACUUCAAUGCCAAAGUGUCUGAUUUUGGCCUGGUUCGUGCUGCCCAACACCUCGACGAGAAGAGCUAUUUACGCACACAAAACGUGCAAGGGACUAUGGCUUACAUGUGCCCGGAGUUCCUCAUUGAGGGCAGAAUGACCAUCAAGACGGACGUCCACGCAUUUGGCAUGAUUCUGCUCGAGCUGGUGACCGCCGCCAAGGCUGGGCCCAGACAGAAAUCAGAAGCGCGAAAAGCUGUUAAAAACCAGAAAUUCGCUGACAUGGUGGACUCGACCCUCAAGCCAACCGAAGCAGAGCUCCAGAACGUCAGCGAGCUCGUUACUCUGGCACUUGAGUGUCUUGAUGAAGCUGCUGAUGAACGUCCCUCCUUUGGAGCCAUUAUUGCUUCAUUGGAUCCUUGAUGACCGGUGAAACAUGUCGUGCAUCGACGGUCUCAUAUCAUAAACAAACGAUGGU
This is a messenger RNA of Capsaspora owczarzaki ATCC 30864, 1942 nucleotides long. RefSeq lists its product as hypothetical. The transcript has 9 exons. The coding region runs from base 1 to 1887 and encodes 628 amino acids. The record is from RefSeq and is a predicted model, not a curated record. Lineage: Eukaryota; Filasterea; Ministeriida; Capsasporidae. Gene Ontology annotation, biological process: protein phosphorylation. Gene Ontology annotation, molecular function: protein binding; ATP binding; protein kinase activity.